Molecule: messenger RNA, 1097 nt
Organism: Cladocopium goreaui
Lineage: Eukaryota; Dinophyceae; Suessiales; Symbiodiniaceae
Source: the annotation of a GenBank genome assembly
UCGCAGCCACGUCAAGUGCCACUUGCAAUGGCUGCCCUUGCAGCACGGUUGUCAACCCGUUGGACCUAUGGGGGAGCGCUGCGUGGGCUGAGUACUCUUCGGAUAGCUGGUGUGCCUGAACACUUCAAUGCGCCAUUUCACUUGGCAAAGAGCCGGGGGCUCUACGAAGCCAAAGGGAUCGACAUGCAGUGGGACAUGACACCUCAGGGCACUGGAGCUAUGGGUCAAAAAUUGGAUGCUGAUGAGGUGGAUGUGGCCGUGAUGCUGUCAGAGGGAGCCGUGGCUCGUAUAGCUCAGGGCUCCAAGACAAAGGUGGUUGGGACCUAUGUGAAGUCGCCUCUGCGAUGGGGCAUUCAUGUGAAGAAAGGCAGCCCAAUCAGACAUCCUGCAGAGCUCAAGGGGCGAGUCUUUGGUGUCUCGCGCAUGCUGAGUGGCUCGCAUCUCAUGGCGCAUGUCUUUGCAGAUCAACAAGGUUGGGCACCCACGACAGAUGCACCCUUGAAAAUCGUGGGCACCCUGGACGGUGCCAGGGAGGCCAUGGGCAAAGGCGAGAUCGACGCAUGGCUCUGGGAGAAAUUCACGACCAAACACCUCGUGGACAACGGGGAGUGGGACAUUAUCGGAGAGGUUCCUACUCCUUGGCCGUGCUUUUUGUUCGUUGCUUCCGAAACUGCCCUGGCUUCCAAAGGGGAGCAAAUACAAAAAAAUGGUUGAAGUGACCAAGACCCUGUGUGAUGAGUUCAAGGCAAACGAUGGGGACAAGACGGUCCAAUAUGUCUCUGAAAAUCAUGCUCUUAGCAUAACUGAUGCCCGUGAAUGGCUGGAGGGCACGCAAUGGGCCUGUGCAUUGGAAGUUACCAAAGAGACCUUUGCCAAGACCCAAAAGGCGCUGAUCACCAUUGGGCAACUCGACGAGGUGGUCAGCGAUUCACAGCUUCAUGCACCCAUUGGCAAAGUGCUGUGAGAUCGCAGUGAGCGGCGGCAGUUGCAGAUAGUUGUAGACCAUCUUGGAUCACUCAAACAUCUCAAACCAGUCGGCAACGACGACGUUUUGGAGUGGAAACCCAUCAGUGCCGUUGCAGAAAGGGCCGUGUACC